This is a messenger RNA of Pogonomyrmex barbatus (red harvester ant), 2138 nucleotides long. Its product is annotated as lysosomal acid phosphatase-like. Gene Ontology annotation, biological process: dephosphorylation. NCBI's taxonomy places the organism in Eukaryota, Metazoa, Arthropoda, Insecta, Hymenoptera, Formicidae. Gene Ontology annotation, molecular function: phosphatase activity. The record is from RefSeq and is a predicted model, not a curated record.
UGUAUUCUGUCGUGAAGCUAUUAGCGGUAUCAAGUUUUUAUCAGCGCUGUAACUGAGAGAUAAAGGUCGUCGAGAGGCCAUUAAAGCCAUUAACGAUAUCACUUGAUCAAACUGGGAGCAAAGAUGUUGCACAGCUAUCGAACGAGAUCGCGUUUUACGGAACGCGAAAAAAGAACUGCGACGCGUGCAAUCGACCUUAGACCACCGAGUGCAAUGCCAAGUGGAAUGCCAGAUGCGCGUUUCAUUCAGCUGGAUUUACGUAAGUAUGACACAGGAGAAUGCGCGACACGCGCACGUAUGCACAGCCAUCCAUCGCGCCUGUCGAGUCGCGCUGUCGUGCACAACGCGCAAAACGUGCUCCGAAGGAGAGAAACGUGAACGCGCGUCGCGAUCGCGAUUUUCGUCUCACGGCAAAAUCACGUGUGAUAACACGUUAUUAUCAGAUUCGUGACCGCGAGUCCGAUCGACACCGGCGCGCGUUGCCGAGAUUGCGAGUCGCGCGCCGAAGCGGUCGCAUCCGCGAUCUCGCCUCGCACGCACGUCACGCAUCUCGCGUCUCUCCCCUCUGCUCCGCGCACUUCGGAAAGUACGCGACGAGGAUACCGUACGACGUGCUCCAGCAGUCGUACAGGCAGUGCCGUAUCGCGUCUCGUGGACCUUGGAGAAUCUUGGCGAGCACGGAUUCAUACCGAGCGGCAUUCCGCAUCGUGCGUAAACAGAGCGUAUAGCCAAGAAGAAGACUUGGUUUACAUACUUGAUUUACACACACUGUGGACGGGACAGUUCCUGAUGACUAUCGGCUUGUGUUCGACUCAUUACGCCAGUCGCUAACGAGUUCUCGUUUACGACUCUAGUCUCCAAUCGAAGAAGUUACGGGAUCGUCACACGGAAAACGUGUAAUUGGGCCAAAUGGAUCGAGCGAGAGGACGAAUCUCGAUGGGUAAUUGCCGUUCCAGAAAGCUCGGCGUUUGCGUGAGCGUGGUUAUACUCGGAACCCUCAUCGCUUGCACAAUGUUAGCGUACACAGCAUUCGCAUCUCCGAUUAAACAUAACACGUUACAGCAGGUGGUUUUUGUAAGUAGCACGUUUGUAACAGUUGGCCCGUCACCCUGUCAUUCCGCUCCCGCACAUGCCGCGCGUUUGAUAAAUGUGAAGGCACCAUGCCCGAAGCUAAAGGAAGCUUUAAAACAAGCGUAUAUAGAUGAAGAUAAAAAGUCCGGCAAGAAAAUGGCUGAGUAUUAUAAGGAAUUGAUGAAGCAUACUGGACAGAAUAUGAGCACGAUCACCGACGUCGAGUUCCUUUACAACACUCUCGAAAUCGAGGAGAAACACGGUUUAGAACUUCCGGAAUGGACGCGGAAAUUUUACAACAACGAGAUGCGCGAAAUAGCCGCUCGCAGCUUGGCGAUUUUCACCGAAGGCACUAUUCAGAAACGUCUUCGUGGAGGUCCGCUGCUGAAAGAGAUUUUAUAUAACAUGGAACAGAAUAAAAAUGGUUCGAAACGGUCUUACUUUUAUUCUGCUCACGACAUAACUCUCGUCAAUGUGCUAAGAACGAUGGGAUUUACGAAUGAGCUUCUUAAACCCGAUUAUGGGGCGACGUUGAUAUUGGAGCUAUAUCUCACCAAUAAUGGAGCCGAUUAUGAAGUUAAGACGUUGUACUUGAACAAUACGGAAACAGAAAAUGCUCAUAUUUUGGAAAUUCCUAAUUGUGGGAAUCCUUGUCUACUCCACAAUCUGAAGACAACAUGGCAAGAUGUGAUUCCGGAUAAUUGGGACGAGGAAUGUAAAAUGAAUAAUCUUAGCUUAACUGCUGUAUUCGAUUAAUAUCCACUUGUAUGUUUAUAGUUUUAUGUCAGAUUAUUACUAUAUAUAUUAUGCAUAUAAAGUGAACAAAAGGCAUAAUGUUAAUUCUGCUUAAUGUAACUUGUAUGUAAUCCUAAGAUUAAUAUUUAAGUCAGUUUUGAUGUAAGAACGAUUAUUGUAAGUCGUGUUAAGUCUUGGCAACAAAUUGUAAAUGCACUUUUAUGCACUUAUAUUUGAAUAUUAUUCUGAUAAUGAUAUGCAUAUAACAGACUAGGUAGCAAGCUGACGAUAUUUGUUAUCAUUUUGACGACAUAAAUCAUAUCGAAGUUAUA